UACAACUUCCUUCAGUGUGGGCUGAUUUAUUUGUGUGUAUUUGCGUGUGCGUAAAGCAUCAUUUGUUCAAAAGGAGAGUAUUUGUAAUAUCACUUUUGACAAAAUGUGUAAAAACAAUUGUUAUUGUCUUAAUUCUGCAUCUGUUUUUUUGUACUGUUGUUGAAGUCAAUGACAAUACCAAACAAAUACAUUUAAUCAAAAUGUGACUAUUUAUGAGAAUAUUCUAUCCCUAAUGAAGUUCACAACAUCCUUUUUUCAGCUCACCUCGCUGGUCAUCGCAGGUGUGUCUCUGCACAGCCUCAGGUUCCCAGGUGAUAAAUCUAAAACGCUCAUUUACGGCGGCACAGCGGAGACGUUUAAAUUGAGAGCCAGAGGAAGGACGUCUCUUCCCAGGAGAGCAGCGCCAGGAAUUCUCGGCUGCUGGGAGAAAAAAAAAUAAAACGGGAAAUGACGGUUUCUUACACCCUCGAAGUGGCCGAUGCUCGAUUCGGGGGCUUCUCCAAGCUCCUGUUCAGGUGGAAGGGAAGCAUCUACAGGCUGCUCUACAAGGACCUCCUGGCCUUCUGUGCCGUUUACCUGUUUUUCAGUCUGUUUUACAGGUUCCUCCUCUCGCCGAAGCAGCAGGACCUGUUCGAGCGGAUCGCCCUCUACUGCGACCAGUUCACCAACACCAGCUUCAUCCCGGUCCUGUUUGUGCUGGGUUUCUACGUGACCCUGGCCUUCAACCGGUGGUGGGGUCAGUACAGCAGCUUCCCGCUGCCCGACAACCUGAUGAUGGCGGUGUGCGGCAACGUGCACGGGGCGGACGAGAGGGGCCGCCUGCUGCGCCGGACGCUCAUGAGAUACGCCAACCUGUCCUCGGUGCUCAUCCUGCGCUCCGUCAGCACGCGGGUCCGCAAGCGCUUCCCGACCCUGGAGCACGUGGUGGAGGCCGGGUUCAUGACCACGCGCGAGCUGAAGAAGUUCGAGUCGCUCCACUCUGAUUUCAACAAGUACUGGGUGCCGUUGACCUGGUUCUCCAACCUGGCGGCCGCAGCGAGGGAGGAGGGGCGAGUGAGGGACGACGUCGCUUUGAGGCUGCUGAUGGACGAGCUGAAUAAGUACAGAGGCAAGUGCAGCCUUUUGUUCCACUAUGACUGGAUAAGCAUCCCGCUGGUCUACACUCAGGUAGUUACUUUGGCGGUUUACUCCUUCUUUGGAUUCUGUGUGAUCGGCCGACAAUUUCUGAACCCCGAGAAGGGGUACAAGGACCACAAGAUGGACAUGUACGUCCCCGUGUUCACCCUGCUGCAGUUCUUCUUCUACGCCGGCUGGCUGAAAGUGGGGGAGCUGAUCAUCAAUCCGUUCGGCGAGGACGACGACGACUUUGAAACCAACCAGCUGAUUGACAGGAACAUUCAGGUGUCGAUGCUGGCCGUAGACGACAUGUACCAGAACCUGGCUCCCGUCGAGAAGGACAAGCACUGGGCGCAGAGACAUUUCUCCGUCCCCUACACUGUGUCGACGGCGGCCGAGACCCUCAAACCGGCCUUCAGGGGCUCGGCCUUUGACAUGAGGGCGAGUGCCGAUGAUCUGGAGAUUCACCGUCCUGCAGACUCUUCUUUAGGGGGGGGGCUGUAUUUACCCCUGAAGGGCUCUCUGGGCGAAGGCCUCGACCUUCUUCUGCAGAGGGGCCAAGGGAUCCUGCGAGGUCGGAGCCUCCCGUCUCUGGUGGACGCGUCGACGUACCCGAAUGAGGACGAUGGCGCUUCCCCCGACGUCGACAUCGUCAACCACAGAGAACAACAAAAUGCGUUAAUCAAAGUCGCCGUGGGACACGAGUAGUGAAAAACCAUUGUGAUACUUGAACAUUUUGUGUUUUUGAAGAAAUAAUGUUCUUUUGCAGAACUUCUUUGUCUCAACUAAAUUAAUUAGUGAAGAAAAAGCUGGUCGUAAUAUUAUUUUUUACAAGCACUUAUGUCCGAUGGAUGUCUUACAUGACUUUAACUGCUUUAAAGUGAUUAUAUUUCAUGGUUUCUUUAUCAUCUUUACUAGACAAACGUGGCAAAACCUCAGAGGUUGAAAAACAAUGUUAAAAUGCAAUAAAAGUCCUGCAGAAGUUACUGGCAUAAGAAGGCAGUCUUUAUG
Messenger RNA from Pungitius pungitius (ninespine stickleback), 2127 nucleotides. RefSeq names its product bestrophin-4. The coding region runs from base 448 to 1824 and encodes 458 amino acids. The record is from RefSeq and is a predicted model, not a curated record. Gene Ontology annotation, molecular function: chloride channel activity. NCBI's taxonomy places the organism in Eukaryota, Metazoa, Chordata, Actinopteri, Perciformes, Gasterosteidae. The transcript is spliced from 10 exons.